Messenger RNA from Hepatospora eriocheir, 1623 nucleotides. NCBI's taxonomy places the organism in Eukaryota, Fungi, Microsporidia, Hepatosporidae. The record is from the annotation of a GenBank genome assembly.
AUGGACAAACUAAAAGAAGAGUAUGAAAUUUUAAAAAAGAGAAGAGAAGAAGAUGAUAAUGAAAUAGUUGAUGAUUUAAGUACAGUAUAUAGUAAUUCAAUGUGUCCUAGGUUUGAAUACCUUGAAAGAACUAUAAAAAAUGAUUUAGAUCCUAUAGAAAUUGAACAUAAUGUCAUAAUUAAGAGGUAUUAUAGAAGUGUAGCAGGAAGACAAGAAGAGCGAAGAGAAUAUAUUAGAAAUAUAAACGCACUUCAUAGAACUGUUGAAUUCUUAUUAAAGUUAGAUAUCAAUUAUAAUUCUUAUAAAUUUAUAGAUAAUAGAAUUAGAUCAGUUAAAUUAGAUUUAGAAAGUUUAAUAACAUGUGAAUUAAAUAUUAAAAAGGUUAUUUUAGAAUCAAUUAUUCGGUUUUAUAUCUAUGCUUUAUACAAGUUAUAUAGAAUUGAAUUUGAUUUAUACUUAAUUAUGGAUCAGUUAAAAAAAUCUAUUAGUACAUUAAAAGAUAGUUUUGAUUUAACUGAUGAAUUUAAAGGUUAUGAGUUACUUUGUAAUAUGAAUUUAAGAAGUUUGUUUAAUGAAGGCACAAAUCAAAAUAAUACAUAUAUGAAUAAAUGUAUUGAACUGGUUAAGUUGUAUUUAACUAGCAAUUUUUAUAGAUAUUUUGGGUUCCCUAUGGAUGCCAUGAUGUACUUUAUUUCAUUGUAUUGGAUAGAUAGAAUUAGAAAGAAGAUUAUGAGAAUUUGUAGAAAAGGAUAUAAUGGACUGAUUAAUGUAAAUGAGUUAAAUAGUAUUUUUGGUAUAAAUUUAAUAUCUACUUUUGAAGCUUUCUAUUACACAAUAGAAAAUGAUUUAGUUGAUAUGAAAAUUAAAAAUACUAAAAAUAGAGAAAUUGAUAGAAUAUUUCCUAAUUUAUAUAAUUCAAAUAUUUAUUUAUAUAAAGGUAAUAUAGACUUUCAUAUGUAUUAUAAAGUAACUGCUAAUUAUAUAAUGAAUAUUAUAAAAGGUAAAAGAGUUAUUGAAGUUUAUAAAAAGAUAGUUUUUUAUUAUAUUCAUGAUCAAGCACUGAAAGUAGUUAGAUCAAAUGAAAAUAAGGAGAAAAGAAAGAAAGUUAAAGAAAGUGACAUUAUAAAAGAAAAAGUAUCUUUUUUAAACGAAAUUGUAAAAUUGUAUUUAAAAUUUUUAAUUUAUAAAAUUAUAAAAGAAAAGUAUAUUUAUAGGUUAAUAUCACCAGACUUAUUUAGCAUUAUUUACGUGUAUGAAGAUUCAAGAAUAUUUAAACAUUUAGUUAAAACUAAUAAAUACGUAAUUGAUAGUAUAGGAUUGUAUAACUUUACAAAAUUCUUUGGAUCUAAUUAUAAUCUUGUAGUAUUUUUUAGUAAUAAUAUUACCAAAUUAAGAAACAAAUAUCAUAUGUUAAAUAUUCAAUUUAAUACAGAAGAAUUUUAUAAAUAUUUCCAUUAUAGGAAAGUAAAAUUAGUUCUUUUAAACAGUUUAUCAUAUGAACAACAAAUUGACUGGGUAGUUAGUGAACUUAAAUAUGAUAAAGGAUUGUAUCAAUUAUUAGAAGAUUUACUUGAUGGUAAAGAAUGUCCUAAAAUAUCUGUUGUGUUAAAAAGUCAAAUUUAA